AUGGUCGCCUACAAACUCACCUAUUUCGAGGGACGCGGAGCCGCCGAGGUGUCUCGUCAGAUUCUGGCGUACGCCGGACAAAAGUACGAGGACAAGCGGGUCACCCGGGAGCAAUGGCCGGCUCUUAAAGCCAGUACGUUCGCAUCUAUCCGUAACUUUCAUCUCUCUUCUCUUUCCAGGCAACCCACCACCAUUCGGACAGCUCCCUCUGCUCGAGGUCGACGGAAAGCCGCUGGCGCAGUCGCACGCCAUUGCCCGUUUCUUGGCCCGCGAGUUCAAGCUGAACGGAAAGACUGCGUGGGAGGAGGCCCAGGUGAACUCUCUGGCCGAUCAGGUCAAGGACUACUUCAACGAGAUCCGUCCGUUCCUCGCCGUCAAGAUGGGAUUCGUGACCGAGGGAGACGUCGACGCUCUCUACAAGGACGUCUUCUUGCCGGCGCUCAAGAAGAACUCGCAGUUCUUCACCAACUUCCUCAAGGCCAACAACUCUGGAUUCCUGGUCGGAGACUCGCUGACCUGGGUGGACUUGGUCAUCGCGCAGCAGACCGCCGAUUUCUCCGGCCUCGGCGCCGACCUCUUCAACGAAUUCCCGGAGCUCAAGGCUCAUUCGGCCAAGAUCCAGUCGAUUCCACAGAUUAAGAAGUGGGUCCAGACCCGUCCAGUCACCAAAUUCUAA
Molecule: messenger RNA, 676 nt
Organism: Caenorhabditis sp. 36 PRJEB53466
Lineage: Eukaryota; Metazoa; Nematoda; Chromadorea; Rhabditida; Rhabditidae
Source: the annotation of a GenBank genome assembly